Salpingoeca rosetta is the source of this 1858-nucleotide messenger RNA. Its product is annotated as actinin. The transcript has 14 exons. The coding region runs from base 236 to 1858 and encodes 540 amino acids. Gene Ontology annotation, molecular function: actin filament binding. The record is from RefSeq and is a predicted model, not a curated record. Gene Ontology annotation, cellular component: cell projection; cortical actin cytoskeleton; cell junction. NCBI's taxonomy places the organism in Eukaryota, Choanoflagellata, Craspedida, Salpingoecidae. Gene Ontology annotation, biological process: actin cytoskeleton organization.
CACUGGUCCUGCUCAGUUGGUGUAGGUCAUGUUGAAAUCUUUCAAGAAUUUUCGAGCCAAGGUUAUUUAUUUUCGUCGUCCAAAUUGGCAUCUCGCUGGCACUGCUGACCAAAAACUUGCAACGAACAUCCAGUCCACCAACGAACGAAUCAGCGCACAAGUGAGCCGCUUUUGUACUUGCAUCUCAUCUUGCAACUUUCCAGCUCAAGCAAAGGAAGCACGCUAAACCGCAACCAUGUCCACCCCACCCGAGCGUGAGCCCGAGCCCAGCAAGCUCAACGACGAAUGGGAGCGCCAGCAGCAGAAGACAUUUACUGCCUGGAUCAACAGCCACCUGCGCAAGCGCAACUUGGAGGUGAAGGAUGUGGCCAAGGACCUUUCCGAUGGCCGCAACCUCCUCGCCCUUCUCGAGAUCAUCUCCGACGAGGCUCUGCCAAAGCCCAGCCGCGGCACCAUGCGGAUCCACCAUGUGGAGAACGUUGGCAAGGCCAUGAAGUUCAUCCAGGAGAAGAAGGUCGACGUCAGCUCCAUCGGCCCAGAAGAGGUUGUUGACUCGAACCUCAAGAUGAUCCUUGGCCUCAUCUGGAUGCUCAUCCUUCGCUUCGAGAUCCAGGACAUCUCCGAAGACCAGCUGAACGCCAAGGAUGCGCUUCUGCUGUGGUGCCAGCGCAAGACCGAGCCGUACUCGAAUGUGGAGGUGCAGAACUUCCACAUGAGCUGGAAGGACGGCCUCGCCUUUUGCGCGCUUAUCCAUCGCCACCGCCCAGACCUCAUCGACUACGACAAGCUCAGCAAGAGCAACCCGCGGGAGAACCUGACGACGGCGUUUGAGGUUGCCGAGAAGGAGCUCAACAUCCCAAAGUUCCUCGACGUCGAAGACAUGGUCAACUGCAUCAAGCCCGACGAGCGCUCCAUCAUGACAUAUGUCGCCGCGUACUACAAGUGCUUUGCCAGCUUCAACCAGGCCGAGGUUGCUGCGAAGAAGAUUGCGACGGUGCUUGAGACGAACCGGGAGCACGAGCGGCUGAUUGCCGAGUACGAGACCAUGGCAACGGCGCUGCUGGAGUGGAUCCAGAAGACCAUCGCCUGGCUCGUCGAGCGACCAGCCAUCAACGACGUGCAGACGUGCCAGGACAAGCUGGAGACACUCAACAACUUCCGGUCGUCCGAGCUGCCGGGCAAGCUUGAGGAGCGGGCCAAGUUGGAGGAGCACUACAGCACGCUGCAGACGAAGCUGCGCCUCUCUGGCCGCCCACCGUUUGUUGCGUCGGAGAGCAAGGAGAUUGCCGACAUCACUGCGGCGUGGACGGAGAUGGAGGAGGCUGACCAGAGCCACCUGCAGUGGGUGAUCGACGAGCUCAAGCGCGUGCGCCAGGCCGAAGCAAAGGCUGCCCUCUUUACAAGCAAGGCUGAGGCCCACGAGGCGUGGACGAGCGGCAAGAACGCGAUGCUGUCUGCGGACGACUACACGGGCGUCAACCUGGCGACGGUGUCUGCCCUGAUGAAGAAGCACGAGGCGUUUCAGUCCGACCUGACGGCACACGAGCAGCGCGUGCACGAGAUUGGCACGCUUGCCAACGAGCUGGACGACCUCAAGUACGUCAACGCAGACGCCGUCAACGACCGCUACGCCACCAUCUACGAGAACUGGCAGCACCUUGUGCAGCUGACGCAGGAGCGGCAGACGAAGCUCUCCGAGGCCGAGGCCAACGCCCGCCACCUGGACGAGCUCUACCUCCAGUUUGCCCGCCAGGCCCCGCCCUUCAGCAACUUUGUUGAGUUGGCCAAGGAGAAGCUGACAGAGCCAUUUGUCGUCGAGACCGAGGAGGAAGCCGCCCAUCACUGCGCGUUUCUCUGA